This is a messenger RNA of Drosophila eugracilis, 828 nucleotides long. RefSeq lists its product as uncharacterized. The transcript has 2 exons. Lineage: Eukaryota; Metazoa; Arthropoda; Insecta; Diptera; Drosophilidae. The coding region runs from base 68 to 478 and encodes 136 amino acids. The record is from RefSeq and is a predicted model, not a curated record.
ACUUACUAUUACUGCUCAAACAGAGACUUUCAAACUCCAAACAAUUGUCGAUAUACACUGACUGACGAUGUCCAGAACGGCAAAGGGCUUCGCCCGUCUGAUUAAUCCGGGCGUGGUACUCAAUCCGGAACUAAUUCAAAAGAUAGCCGCCUUCGAGGCCAUGGUCGUUGAUCGUUCUGAUCUGGAUACCGAAUUGAGCCGUUUGCGGAAGCACCAGGAGGACACUGAGGACAAUUUGGCCGAAGCGCUGGCCGAGGAUGAAUUUCAGUGCAGUCUGAGGGGACAGCCCUUCACAGCUCCCACCGAGGAAGAGUUCCAGGCAAUCCUCAAGAAUCACCUUGGCGGCAUUAUCAACAAGUUGGCCAACAAAUAUGAACGCAUUGUUAACCUAGAUGCUGACAUAAGGAAGCUCAAGGGCACCAUCGAAAAGGCCAUCACAGCGGCAAAUGAGGAAUCGGCAGCCGCAGCCUCGAUGUGAAGCCAAGUUACCAAUUUACUUCUGUGUAUCUCACAAAUUUUGAUUUGAUUGUUACCUAAAACUUAGUUCGUAAAAUAAACCUAAAAUCUGCAGAGAUUGAAUUUCUCCUUCUUGGCCCGCCCAAAAUCUCUUCAUUAAUUUUGCUGCUCUUAAUUCAUUCAGUUGAAAUUAAAGCCGCAACAAUCUCAUUUCCGGUCAUUUUUUAUGCACUCUCGCACAGACAAUCCAACGAAGACCAGAAGACAUCGCAAAUUGAAUUGCGUAUACGCACUGUUGCCGCUGCAGUCGCGGACACAGCUUCCUCCAUGGCAGCCGAUAUGGUCUGCUGACUCUAUCGUUAAGUGCAUAAA